Medioppia subpectinata is the source of this 480-nucleotide messenger RNA. Lineage: Eukaryota; Metazoa; Arthropoda; Arachnida; Sarcoptiformes; Oppiidae. The record is from the annotation of a GenBank genome assembly.
AUGCAUAUAAUGCAAGUCUACCACCAAAUUAUCAUCUCUGCGGAAGAAUUGACUGUCGGAACCGAUGGAACCGAUAUAAAAGUAGACAAUAAGGUCUCAAACCCAGCUUUUGUUGGACAUCGACUUACAUUCAACGCCAACACUGAGGGCCGAAGAAAUGGUUUGAAAAUAUUGAGUGACUUAUUGAAGAAGAGGAUCGUUUUAUUUCACAAAUUGAAUGCCAAAAAUGAUACAAACAAAGCGGAAACCAUUAAGACAACAGACAAUGACGAUAAGAGUGGAUCCAAACAUAUGGCAGAGUUAUUGAAAAGUUUAAAGGCUGAGAAGUCAGAUGUUGAAGAAGUAGAUCCGACAAACGAUCGACAAAAGCGAUUUCUAUUCGGCCCACCAAUGGAUUACAUGGUUAUUGAUUAUCACAUGCCUUUCCACCCCUUCUAUCCUCCCGACGAUUAUGUGGUCGAAACAAUUGAUUACUACUGA